AUGGAACAGCCACAGAAUUUGCGGACGUUAUUUACCACGGCCAAGGCAGAGAAAACCGAAUUGGAGGCCCGUCCGGACACCAACACUGAUCGUUUUCGCAAUGAUGUCAGCGCAACAAUAACGAAGCUCGAGGAAUGCCAGCGACUCGUGGAUGUUCUGUCGCUCUUCAGCUCCAAUGAACCAUUAGAAGACAUCGCUACCGGUGAUUUACAAUAUCUCACUGUCGCAUAUCAUCUCGCCGACCUCCUCCAACGAUCGUAUAGCUCCGACCGCGAAUCGAGUCUCCGUCGCGCACUCGCGCAGUACGAGCGAUUUCUCGCACGCUUGGAUGACUAUGAAUUACUCAACGAUAAGGAUAAAAAGCUCUACGAGCGAUACACCGCGAACCCUUCCUCAUUCUCCCUGACCCUGGGUAACGACGCUGCUGCACGAAGAGAGAUAAAGAUCACAAGGUUCAAAGAGGAGAAAGAGCUCAAGCAAAGACUUGAGGUCAGAUAG
Aspergillus terreus NIH2624 is the source of this 498-nucleotide messenger RNA. Its product is annotated as IGBP1/TAP42 family protein. The coding region runs from base 1 to 498 and encodes 165 amino acids. Gene Ontology annotation, molecular function: protein phosphatase 2A binding. Gene Ontology annotation, biological process: regulation of signal transduction; regulation of dephosphorylation. The record is from RefSeq and is a predicted model, not a curated record. The transcript is spliced from 2 exons. Gene Ontology annotation, cellular component: cytosol. Lineage: Eukaryota; Fungi; Ascomycota; Eurotiomycetes; Eurotiales; Aspergillaceae.